Messenger RNA from Oncorhynchus masou masou (cherry salmon), 5342 nucleotides. RefSeq names its product CUGBP Elav-like family member 5. The transcript has 13 exons. Lineage: Eukaryota; Metazoa; Chordata; Actinopteri; Salmoniformes; Salmonidae. Gene Ontology annotation, biological process: mRNA splice site recognition; regulation of alternative mRNA splicing, via spliceosome. Gene Ontology annotation, molecular function: mRNA binding. Gene Ontology annotation, cellular component: ribonucleoprotein complex; cytoplasm; nucleus. The record is from RefSeq and is a predicted model, not a curated record. The coding region runs from base 71 to 1708 and encodes 545 amino acids.
AGCUGAGUGCUUGCUCUCUCUCAGUGCGUGUUUGUGUUGUCAUUAUUAUCCAGUGUGCUCCCAGCUCAGAAUGGCCAGAUUCACUCAGACUGAAACAAGAAGGCAGCAGCAAUCACAUCAGCCCCAUCCCGCUCACACCAGCCUGGUUUUCACUGGACCUGGGGCACCACCUACCGAACAACCACUACUACUUAUCCCUCACCAGCACCAGUACUCCCAGAUCACAUUUCCUAAACCCAUGAACGGGUCAGAAUCCAUUUCCAUUCAUCCGGAGAGCGGCAAUAUGAAAGACCAAGAUGCCAUAAAGCUGUUUAUCGGGCAGAUACCGCGGAACUUAGAGGAAAAAGACCUGAAACCUCUGUUUGAACAGUUCGGGAAAAUCCACGAACUGACAGUUCUGAAGGACCGAUACACCGGCAUGCACAAAGGCUGUGCGUUCCUCACCUACUGCGCCCGUGAGUCGGCCAUCAAAGCCCAGAACGCUCUCCAUGAACAGAAAACACUGCCUGGGAUGACUCGCCCCAUCCAGGUGAAGCCGGCUGACAGUGAGAGCCGUGGAGAAGACAGGAAGCUGUUUGUGGGGAUGCUGAACAAACAACAGACUGAGGAGGACGUGUACCGCCUCUUUGAGCCCUACGGAGUCAUCGAGGAGUGCACCGUCCUAAGAGGUCCUGACGGAAACAGCAAAGGCUGUGCCUUUGUAAAGUUCUCCACACACGCGGAGGCCCAGUCUGCAAUCAGUGCCCUCCAUGGCAGCCAGACCAUGCCAAACGGCUCCGAUUCUCUCCCCUCCCAGGGCGCGUCCUCCAGCCUGGUGGUGAAGUUUGCCGACACCGACAAGGAGCGUACCAUCCGCCGCAUGCAGCAGAUGGUGGGCCAGUUUGGCAUCUUCAACCCAGCCAUCGCCCUGCCAUUCAGCACCUACAGUACCUACGCACACGCAGCACUGCUGCAGCAUGACAAUGAGCUCAUGCAGCAACAGGCAGCCAUCAUGGCAGCGAGCCACGGGGGCUACCUGACUCCCAGCGUGGCCUUCCCCGCCACCCAGAUUCACCAGAUGGGGGCGCUCAACAUCAAUGGUCUCCCACACAACUCCAUGACCCCAGUGUCGGCUGAAUUUCAUCAGGCGCUGGCAGGCCUCAGCUCUCCACCAGCCAACAUUACCACUCCCAACAUCGUCACUAACAUCGUCAACGGCUUCACGGGUAUCCCCCACCAUCAGCCCAACGGACAUCCCACCGUUGAGACCAUGUAUACCAACGGUCUCUCGCCCUACACCACCCAGAGCCCCAACGCCGCAGACACCCUCCAGCAAGCCUUCACCGGAGUACAGCAAUACACAGCUAUCUACCCAGCCGGCACACUGACUCCCAUAGGUCAGACUCUGCCUCAGUCAUCACAGGUCAUCCAGCAGCAGCAACAGAGAGAAGGUGAGGGGCCCGAGGGCUGUAACCUGUUCAUCUACCACCUGCCACAGGAGUUUGGAGAUAACGAACUCAUGCAGAUGUUUCUGCCUUUCGGGAGCGUCAUCUCCUCCAAGGUCUUCAUGGACCGAGCCACCAACCAGAGCAAAUGUUUCGGGUUUGUGAGCUUCGACAACCCAGCUAGCGCACAGGCAGCUAUUCAAGCCAUGAACGGCUUUCAGAUUGGAAUGAAGAGGUUGAAAGUCCAGUUAAAACGACCGAAGGAUGCCAGCCGCCCUUACUGACACAACCUAGCCAUCAGUAUUCACUGCAACAGCACAGGUUUUGAGAAAACUGAAGAUAUCUUGGAGUUCAACUUUUUUCUUUGAAAACAAAAAAAAUGUUUUAAAAAACAUCAACACAAGGAAUUUUUGAAGACAUAUCAGCAUUUACUUAUGAAGAAGACAUAGGGUUCUGCAGCUAUAGGAGGAGGUGUGGAGUUAGCAGAAACUACACAGAAGGACUUCAACAACAACACAACAAACUACACAGUGCAAGACAGACUAGAGAAGUAAAAAAUGGGAAAAAGAUGUGAAACUCUUAACAACAGAACUUUUCUCGUUGAGACUUGAAUUGUUAAUUAAGCAACAAACAAACAAAAAGCAGCAACAACAAAUAGAUUUCUAUAUACGUAUUAUAUACACACAUAUAUAUAAAGAAAAAAGCGCUUGUGGCUUUUAUUAUACUGGACAAAUGAGGGUUAAAACUUGAAGAUCAAGACAAAGUGGUAAAAAGAAGCGAUUCUGUCCCACUGAUGGACUUUCUUACUCUUUCCCUCUUUCUCUAAUUCUCUCACCGUCUUUCAGCAAGCGCAGAACUAUGGCUUUCUCGGGUCACUGAGGUUUCCAUUAGCUACAGUACAUCUGAAAAUAUUUCACCCCUAAGGGACCAAAGGACCAAACAUUUGUAUUGUUCUAAACGGUAAUAUAUACUAUUAUUGAUUCUAAUACUGUAAACUACAAUUAAUAAUGUUACAAGUUCAAAUUUAAGAAGAAACUUACUAGCUUCCGGUUGGAGGAGGAAAAAGGGUUUGGUUUAUUCUCCUUUUACAUUUAUAGCUACUGGGUUUGAGAAUAUUUAAACAAAAUAUAAAACAUAUAAAAAUAUUUGAAAAGCUAUACUAUUUUAGUGGACGUAGAAUAUGUGGAUUGGAGAUUGUUUCGGGCAUGUUCAGAUUUUCUUUUAGCAGUCAUCCUUCACCCUUACAUUCCAAAUCUGCACUUUUGAUUUUCGACAUAUCUCUCUCUAGUAACUUCUCUGUGUGGGAGCAAUAAGGCAACUCUGAGUAGUUGCACAUGAAGCUCAACACAGUAGUGCCAAAAGAUAUCCUGUAAAUUGUGUCAAACCAAACAUUCAAGACAUACAGUGUAUUGAGAAAUGUCUUCAAUCAUCUGCUGUUUCUAGUCCUCUGUCAGUGCACUGCAAUCCAUCGUGAUGUAUUGUCAUUGUAGACCCCCAUCUUUUUCAUUGCAGAAAAAGGCAUUCUGUGUCAGGAAAAAGCGAGGCAGCAUCAUUAAAGCACUGACAAUACAGUUAAUCUGACCACUAAGCACAGCGGUAAAAGUGCCACUCAGUAGUGCGGAUAUGUAGUAGUAAAGAAGUGCAACACCUUCAACUGGUUAAUAAAAUAUACAAAUUACCCUGACAAUGGUUAUAAAAUUGCUAUCCAAGCUGCGCAAGGCUUGCCGGGUCCUGCCCCCUUCCGCUGCCAACCUUCUCCAGCUGUUCUCUGCAGGAGGGGGGGGGCCUCCCCGCUCAAGCACAUCUCUUUUUAUAGGGACCAUCAUUUUACGGGGACCUGAGAGCUAACGCGCAUCAUAAUUAGGGUAAUGCUAAUAUUGAUCAGAUGGAGAGCAACACUGCAGGGCAAAAGAUGCACAAUCAAUUAACACACAUGACAUAUAUCUAAUACAUUCCUGGAAUGGAAACAAAUGGUUCUAUGUAGCAUAGCAGCAAGCAAUGAGGUCAAAUGGAGGCCUGCUUGUUUGCUGUAGAUGGGACUUAACUAAAGAGCAGAUGCAGUCUUUCCAUUGGGUACAAUAGCACACUGAGAGGAGAGCUCUUACACCAUGAGGAACAGCUUGGCUUUAGCAGCCUUAGGAGGUCAAAUUAAUAGCAAAAUGAUCCAUCAAUUAGACUGCAACAGGCUUGACUUUAAAUGUAGUUACUGCAGCUGCUGCUCAGAAGGAAAGUCAAAACCAGGAACACAAACUCUGCCACAGAGGGACAACGUCGAAGCAUACUAUUAGCCUGAACAACCAAUACUGUGUUUUCUAGUAGCUGGCAACACAUAUGGCCAGAUUGAUUCAAAAAAGUAAACUGUUAAAGCAGUAGAAGUUACUAUUCCAAUAAAAUAAGAACAUGGUUUACACUAAUGAUAUGUCUGGAAUGAAAUUAGUUUAAAGAUGUGUCUUCAGUUGUAGUAGUAGUUCUACUCAAUUUUAUUCCCUUUUCUAAUUUCCAUCUCAAAGCUAUUCUAUUAUCAUACUCAUUCUCCUCUGAUGCCUAUCCAUCUCCCACUGAGAGGCAUCUCCCUCCCUCUCUCUCUUUCCCUCUCCCCCCCUCUCUCUCUCUGUCUCUGUCUCUCUCUCUCUCUCUCCCUCUCUCUCUCUCUGUCUCUCCUGUAGGUUGACAGAGUCCAGCCUUGCUUCUCUCUGCUCAUUAUGCCUAUUUAGACACUGUUUUGUUCCACCACACAUCCCGUAUGUCUGUCUGUCUGAUGACUGGCAAAUGGCAUCUCUUGGGUUUGAAUGACUGAGCAACAAACCAGAAUGACAAUUUGGCUGAGCAAGUAUUCCCUACCAGCAUAUAUAUUUAUUGCUCUCUGAAGAGUGCUGAAUGUAAGCCUCAGCAUUGAAACCAAAUGGACAAUGCAUACUAAACUUGACCACGGACAGCAACAAAAGGCUAGUGUUCUUGUAUGCUGUCACGGUGUUGUAAUGCCUUUAUCAACAUCGGAGUUGCCAAAUCUCAGUCGAAUGCAUUUAUAAAGGGAAAACAUCGAUUUAAUUCCUCCAUCAGACAUUAAAAUGUGCGGAUUGUAUAUCCAAAAAAGGGAGAAACGGAUGAAAGAUGAACAAUAUUCAUAUGCAGCAGUGCAAUUGGUAGUAAAUAGUAGUAGAUUAAAUGUUUGAUGAUGUAUUAGUAGGUGAAAUAUUCGCAAAUUAUAGAACAAGAUAGAUUAAGAACAAGGUAGGUAUUUGAACACAGUCUCUUCAUGAGUUACUGUGUUGGUCCCCUCCAUUUUCCCUCCCCUUUCUGGACUUGGCACCUUUGGAAGCUGUUACAUACAGACAUGUGCCCCAAGGGUAGCUACUGGAGGGAUUUUUUCAUUAUUAAAAUGGAAUUAAAUUCAACAGCUUGGGUAAUACAAAUUAAAGAUGGCAACUGUGGCUGAAAUGUAAUUAGUUUGAGAAAUGUGAGGUUAUUUUGUGGAGGGGAAAAAGUUUAAAGAGUACAAUAAUUGCGACGGAGGCGUGUGGAUGGAGACUGUUUAUAUCAAUUCCAGUAUUAUUUGCCCAUUGGGCGCGAGUUUACAGGUGCUGUCCUAUCUGAUUUGGAGGCAACACUAGUAAUUCUCAUUGCACUAACUAAAAUUGAAACGAUGUGCUUGAGCCAGUGAAAUGUUUUACACUGUUUUCAUUCUCGCACCAUUCUGCCAUGUUCAUCCUUUGUCAUUCCAUCUCUCCAACCAUGAUGCUCAUUCAAUAUCUGAGCAUGCUCAAUAGGGGGGCUGGGGGGUUAAAGAUUAUAAUAAUGGUACUAGCUACUCGCUUUAACAAUAUUAUUAUUUACCAAUGGUUUGAAUGCUAAGGAUAGUAGCUUAUUAUUAAUAUGAAAUCUGUAUAUUAUGGAAAAUCAGCACAGGUCCUUUCUUUG